GCUUCGCGGAAAAUAGCCUCUAACCAAUGGUAUUUGUCGUGACAAUCCAUUGUUGGCCGCCAUUUUACUUUUAUAUGUGCAUGGAAAUUUGGAUAACUUUUUGCCAAGGAAUAUUAUUUUAUCAGCCCUGAGCUUUGCCGUCUUUAAUUUAACUUAUACAUAUAGCCGCGGACAUCAGAGACUCUGCGCACCUCCAUCGUUUUCGUUUGGUGAAGGACGCCACCCAUUACAAGGUCAUGGCCGAAACGACGCGAUUCUUCUCAAAAUGCAAGUCCAUGUUGCAAGAUAGUCAUAAGACUUUCUCUUUCCUGAGUUCAAUCGUUUGUAACAUCAAAAUUUUCCAGAAUGAAUUCACUAUCUGAUGUGAGUAUUUCUCCAGCCCUUCUGCAAGCAAUAUCGCAGACUCUCACUUCAAAAGAAACUGGAAAUCAGUCAUCAAAACAAAACCUCUCAUUAAACAUGCACCCACGAAUAAAAAUCAAGCAGGAGAUUCUCGAAGCAAGGAAUUCAUCGCUCUCUGAAGAAAGUAAAAAUGACAUUGGGGAGGAUGAAGCAAGUGCUCGUAUUGUGAACAUUUUACAGGGUAUGCAAAAAGCCUCGGAAACAGAAGAAGAAACAGGUCAUUCCUCUCAAUAUAUCAGUCCUGGAGACAUUAAAAACAUGUUAAAAUGGAAAAUACAACAAAAUGUCCCAAAACCAGAUGGACAAGGUGAGGACAGUUUAGUUGGGACCCUUGGUAGUAACCAGGAAGCCAUGGUCAAUGUUUUAACGACUCUUGCCAUGCAACAAGCAAAAACUUUAUCCAUGGCAAGUAAAGGUUCCAGUGGUGCUGAGCUAAGAUUGCCAGAAAAUGUAACGAUAUCUCAAACGCAAGAAGAAGUCAUGUCUGACCCGGGAACUUUGAUGAUAGAAUCAGCAGGUCAGACCUACUUUGUAAGGACCAACACCGAUAAUUUGAUCUCUGAAACUGUCUCAUCAAACCCUGGUGAGACUCUUGUACAGUUUCCUACAACAAUAUCUUCUGGGGGAGACCUGUCUAGCCAAGGCAGUAUACAUCAGGAGGUGGACAUGUCCUGUAUUCCAGAGACCGCCAUGUCUCAGAGUGAUGACAACAGCAUGUCUAAUGAUAGCUAUCAGCCAUGUCCUGUGUGUGGAGAUGCUGUUUCAGGUUAUCAUUAUGGGAUUUUUACUUGUGAAAGUUGUAAAGGUUUCUUCAAAAGAACUGUUCAAAACAAUAAAUCAUUUACUUGUCAUCGAAACGGGGACUGUGAGAUAAGUCGAGGAAACCGAAAGAAAUGUCCCUGUUGUCGAUUUGCCAAAUGUGUUCAAAUGGGCAUGAAAACACAAGAGUGUGGCUACAGAUUUCACCCUCCCUACACAACAGCUCAGAAUCAUCGAGUGAGAGUGACUCGGUACAAACAGAUCCAGCCACACAGAGGAGAACUCGAGCUGAUGUCU
This is a messenger RNA of Saccostrea cuccullata (small rock oyster), 1458 nucleotides long. RefSeq lists its product as uncharacterized. Gene Ontology annotation, molecular function: nuclear receptor activity; RNA polymerase II cis-regulatory region sequence-specific DNA binding; zinc ion binding. Gene Ontology annotation, biological process: regulation of transcription by RNA polymerase II; tissue development; hormone-mediated signaling pathway. The annotation marks the transcript as partial. NCBI's taxonomy places the organism in Eukaryota, Metazoa, Mollusca, Bivalvia, Ostreida, Ostreidae. The record is from RefSeq and is a predicted model, not a curated record. The transcript is spliced from 4 exons. Gene Ontology annotation, cellular component: RNA polymerase II transcription regulator complex.